GGAGUGGAGAGCUGGGGCGGCGCCGCUCUCCGCCGCAAAGAACCCUGAGCUCGGCGCGCCGAGAGUCCCAGCAGGGCAAGGGGGCGCGGCGUCCUGGUCCUCGAGCUUGGGAGACAGAUGCUUAUGGGCAUGGGGGCAUGAGGACCUAAGCUCGGGUGAAGCUCUCGGGAAGGGCAAGACUGCGGCGACGAGAUGCGAGCAGAGGAGCCCUGCGCCCCCGGGGCCCCCAGCGCCCCGGGAGCCCAGCGCGCGCAGGGCCCUGAGCUGCGCCUGUCCAGCCAGCUACUGCCGGAGCUCUGUACCUUCGUAGUGCGCGUGCUGUUCUACCUGGGGCCUGUCUACCUAGCUGGCUACCUGGGGCUCAGCAUAACCUGGUUGCUGCUCGGCGCCCUGCUGUGGAUGUGGUGGCGCAGGAACCGCCGCGGGAAGCUCGGGCGCCUGGCCGCCGCCUUCGAAUUCCUUGACAAUGAACGCGAGUUCAUCAGCCGCGAGCUGCGGGGCCAGCACCUGCCAGCCUGGAUCCACUUCCCGGACGUGGAGCGGGUCGAGUGGGCCAACAAGAUCAUCUCUCAGACCUGGCCCUACCUAAGCAUGAUCAUGGAAAGCAAGUUCCGGGAGAAACUUGAGCCCAAGAUCCGAGAGAAGAGCAUCCACCUGAGGACCUUUACCUUUACCAAGCUCUACUUUGGACAGAAGUGUCCCAGGGUCAACGGUGUCAAGGCACACACUAACACGUGCAACCGAAGACGUGUGACUGUGGACCUGCAGAUCUGCUACAUCGGGGACUGUGAGAUCAGUGUGGAGCUGCAGAAGAUUCAGGCUGGUGUGAACGGGAUCCAGUUGCAGGGCACCCUGCGGGUCAUCCUGGAGCCCCUCCUAGUGGACAAGCCCUUUGUGGGAGCCGUGACUGUGUUCUUCCUUCAGAAGCCGCACCUACAGAUCAACUGGACUGGCCUGACCAACCUGCUAGAUGCGCCGGGAAUCAAGGAUGGAGUGGCAGGUGGCAUGGGGGAGGCAGUGCCACCCCUCCACAGCUGGUCCUGCCUUGUGUCCAGUGACAUGUCAGACAGCCUGCUGGAGGACCUCAUUGCCGCCCACCUGGUGCUGCCCAACCGUGUGACUGUGCCUGUGAAGAAGGGGCUGGAUCUGACCAACCUGCGCUUCCCUCUGCCCUGUGGGGUGAUCAGAGUGCACUUGCUGGAGGCAGAGAAGCUGGCCCAGAAGGACAAUUUUCUGGGGCUCCGAGGCAAGUCAGAUCCCUACGCCAAGGUGAGCAUCGGCCUACAGCAUUUCCGGAGUAGGACCAUCUACAGGAACCUGAACCCCACCUGGAACGAAGUGUUUGAGUUCAUGGUGUACGAAGUCCCUGGACAGGACCUGGAGGUAGACCUGUAUGAUGAGGAUACCGACAGGGAUGACUUCCUGGGCAGCCUGCAGAUCUGCCUUGGAGAUGUCAUGACCAACAGAGUGGUAGAUGAGUGGUUUGUCCUGAAUGACACAACCAGCGGGCGGCUGCACCUGCGGCUGGAGUGGCUUUCAUUGCUUACUGACCAAGAAGCUCUGACUGAGGACCAUGGUGGCCUUUCCACUGCCAUUCUCGUGGUCUUCUUGGAGAGUGCCUGCAACUUGCCGAGAAACCCUUUUGACUACCUGAAUGGUGAAUAUCGAGCCAAAAAACUCUCCAGGUUUGCCAGAAACAAGGUCAGCAAAGACCCUUCUUCCUAUGUCAAACUAUCUGUAGGCAAGAAGACACAUACAAGUAAGACCUGUCCCCACAACAAGGACCCUGUGUGGAGCCAGGUGUUCUCCUUCUUUGUGCACAAUGUGGCCACUGAGCAGCUCCAUCUGAAGGUGCUUGAUGAUGACCAGGAGUGUGCUCUGGGAAUGCUGGAGGUCCCCCUGUGCCAGAUCCUCCCCUAUGCUGACCUCACUCUUGAGCAGCGCUUUCAGCUGGACCACUCAGGCCUGGACAGCCUCAUCUCCAUGAGGCUGGUGCUUCGGUUCUUGCAAGUGGAGGAACGAGAGCUGGGGAGCCCAUACACUGGACCUGAAGCCCUAAAGAAAGGCCCUCUGCUCAUCAAGAAAGUGGCUACCAACCAGGGUCCCAAAGCCCAACCUCAGGAAGAAGGCCCUACAGAUUUGCCAUGUCCCCCAGACCCUGCUUUUGAUACUAAGGACGCAUCCAGGAGUACCACAGCCACCACCAGUGCUACCACCGUUGCCACUGAACCCACACCCCAAGAGACAGGCCCAGAGCCUAAAGGCAAGGACAGUGCCAAAAGGUUCUGUGAGCCCAUGGGGGAGAAGAAGAGUCCAGCCACCAUCUUCCUGACUGUCCCAGGUCCCCACUCUCCAGGGCCCAUCAAGUCACCCAGACCCAUGAAAUGCCCUGCCUCCCCAUUCGCAUGGCCGCCCAAGAGGCUGGCUCCCAGCAUGUCCUCGCUCAACUCCUUGGCCUCUUCUUGCUUUGACCUGGCAGAUAUCAGCCUCAACAUUGAAGGUGGGGACCUCAGGCGACGGCAGCUGGGCGAGAUUCAGCUCACAGUGCGCUAUGUGUGUCUGCGGCGCUGCCUCAGCGUGCUAAUCAAUGGCUGCAGAAACCUAACACCAUGUACCAGCAGUGGAGCUGAUCCCUACGUCCGUGUCUACUUGUUGCCAGAAAGGAAGUGGGCAUGUCGUAAGAAGACUUCAGUGAAGCGGAAGACCUUGGAACCCCUGUUUGAUGAGACAUUUGAAUUUUUUGUUCCCAUGGAAGAAGUAAAGAAGAGGUCACUAGACGUUGCAGUGAAAAAUAGUAGGCCACUUGGCUCACACAGAAGAAAGGAGUUAGGAAAAGUACUGAUUGACUUAUCAAAAGAAGAUCUGAUUAAGGGCUUUUCACAAUGGUAUGAGCUGACUCCAGAUGGACAGCCCAGAAGCUGAUGAUGAGAAUCCUUAUCACUCACCUUUAUAUUAAAAUGUAUAUAUAUGUAUAUAUUUUUUCCUUUGGAUCACUUACAUCAAAUAUAUGUAUAUUUUGUCAUUUAAAUCAGAACCACCACUUGAAAUUAUAUACAUAUAAUUCUUGUGUGGAAUUUAACUCCAUGACUGAAUAGCAUAAGGAAGAGGUUAUUUAAAAGCAAGAACUACUUUUUUUUGGUUGGAUUUUUUUGUUCAAGUCCAGAAAGAAAUGUUAUAUUUGUGCCUACUAAAUUAUCCAAACCUCAGUGUUUAUAUACUUAAAACAAGUGCCACUUUUUAGUAGGUAAUUAUAUACCAUCUGAUUUAGGACUUACCUGAAUGUAUGUACCAGAAAGUGUCCUGCCUCUGGCAUAGGGGCUGGGGGAGGUCUGUUUCUGGAGCCACUACCAGCAUUCCUGGGCAGUGACUGGCCAAAGGGAAGUUACUUUUUUUAUGGAAAUAGAAAGUGACCCAACUCAAAACUGCCAAGAGCUAACACUGCCAAAGCCCUUCUGGCUGCCACCUGUGGUACUUGUAUGCCUGGAGAUUUGUUCUUUUAUUUGACCUGGAGCUAAAAAUGUGUUUCCCUACUGACAAAAAUGUUAUACUGAUAUACUUAAAUACCUUGAGUUAAAUACUCUUGUGUAGUCUAAGGGCCAAACUCCAGCAUGUAGCAUUACUUCCAUAGGAAAAUGCAAACCAAGUUCCAAACCCAGGUCUAUGUCUGACUCUCAUAGCAAAGCACUGGAUACUGCUGAAGAGUGUCACCAUCAGAGAAAAGGAAGCUUUCAGAUAAGUUUAGGCUAUUCACCUUUUCUAAAGAGAUGGUUGGUUCACCUAAAUAACAUGUUAAAAGCAAAAUAUGGAAAUUAUGUACUUAAACAAGCACCUCUUUUACAUUUCAGACUUUACAAGACCAAACAUACUUCUCAUCCCCUCUAACAUUCCUGGACCUCCUCUUCUCUCUUACCAACUCAGACGACACUACCUGCCGUCAGUUUUCUGUCUCUGCCUCUGCCUUCACUGCCACUUUUCUGAAGCAGGGCAACAUUCGAGAACAAAGUUUUUGUCAUGUUACUCUUAUUCCAGUUUACUGCCACCUUAUUCACAUGCAGAUGUUCUAUUCCAGAAUAGUCCAAAUACUGUGCUCUGCUGACUCAAGUCCUGUCUCAAACCUAUUUCCUCUAUUAAGUCAGUCAAUCCAUAGUGAAAUGGACUCUUCCCACUGCCUGUAGCAUUUACUGUUGAUACUGAGUAUUUUCCAUUUUAAUAGUUCCCAGCCUUUACAACACUAAGUUUUAAGAAAUAUGUUGAUUAGGCACCUGCUAAGGUUACAUGCUAAGCAGCUACUUAUAUUGUAUUUGGUAUUUAAUAUUUGUUUACUCUCCAACUGAACAGUAGGGAACAAUUCAAGCUACUCGAAUUGUUUUUCACCCUCACCAUCCAAGACCGUGUUAAGUACAUAGAAGAUGCAUGGUGAAAUGUUUCUGCUGAGGUUUCUAUUUUAAAUGGCAAAUUCUCAUAAUAAAAUGGAGCAUUGAUGCCUACCCUGUCUACCUUAUGAUGGCAUUCUAAUUGCUCCCUAAAUAGACAAGUGCCUUGAAAAUGGAGAAGCACCAGAGAAAAAAGGGAAUGUAUCAUAUGUACAUCGAAACAUUAGCAACCCUAAAACAGCUAAUCAAAAUGGCAGUUAAGUGAAAACCUACCCCUCUUCUUCCAAACUUAAACCACAUACAUUUAUUUUAAACAUGGUCAAUUGAACCGUUUUUACCUGUGUCAGGCAACACAGGUAAAUACCUGGUGAUGGUCUGAAGAGGAGUUAAAAUGUUGAAGGGAACCAGAAUUUUAGUACACACCAGACAGGAGGCAAGGUUAUAUAGGCACUGUGUGAGGGGCAGGGAGCCUGAAAAGUUGUUAAUACCUUGGCUGCCACUGAGGACAAGAAUUGGUUUUCAGCAAUGGGUGGAAACAGUAAGCUAAUAUGCAGGAGCAUAGGGUCUGAAGUUAGUUAACAUCAUCUUGGUACAGAAACCCCCAAACCUAAGACGGAAUGUGAAUAUUAGUUUAGAACUUGGAAUCCUGUGAAGCCUUGAUGGAGGCAACCAUAAAAUUGGCCCCACAGGGUUGCCACUCCCAUCCAGGGCACAUGUGCGACAACUGCAGCAGACGGCUGUCACUAAACGGAAACUCACGGGCAAAAAUUAUGAAACAAAACAAAAACAGACUUUUAAAAAAAUAUAAAGUACACAGGAAUAUCAAACUGAAAAAUAGCCAUAGAUAAUAUUUCAGCAAGAAGGAAAGUGUACCAGUAAGGCAGAAAUAGCAUGUGAGAGGCAGUGGAGAGCAAAGAAAUCCACAAAAUACGUUGGCAAACCUAAGCAAGUUUUGAUGAUUGUUCACAAGAUAUAAACAAAUAACCAAAGAUUUUUGCAAGGGUUCAGAAACAUAGUAGAACUAAAAUGUUAGUACUAACAACUAAGAAAGGGCAGCUAGCCUGAUUCAGAAGAAAGUAUUCAAGACCGUAUCUUAUUUAGGAAGCUAAAGAUACUUAUCUUAAAAAUAUAACUCUGUGUGAGUCACUAAUUCAUUACCUCUCAGCUUCAAAUUGACGUCUGUCUCCUUUGCUCCUUUCCCGGCGGGCUUGAUGUUUGGCUUUGCCAAUAUGGAAGGACACUCUAUAUCAGGAAGAAGGGGCUUUUCUUCUGAUGUUUUCCAUGGCUGCUAGCUAAUUGGCAUACAGAGCUGUUCUCAAUCACCUAAGUACCCCACAGUUUACCCUUGGCUCAUGCCCUAAGAACUAUGGCCUUCAUGUUUUAUCAGCAGGCAACACCUUUUGGCAAGUUCCUUAGCCACAAGUGGGUUGCAUGGUCCUAUGGCUGCCAGAGGAAGUCUAAAUCUCAGCCUGGUAGGGAGGCACUUAAUUUCUAACUUCCUUUCUUGUUCACUCUCCCUUACCCCUGGGGGGAAGGGUCUGCAUCCCGAAGUUGAUAUUCUGUAUCCCCUAGAGUCCACUUCUACCCCAUUUAGUAGUAAAUAUAAGAAUUGCUAACUAGUAAAAGGUGGUUAAGUUUUUCAUGUUUGGUUACCUGUGCAAUGUGGUUUCUGUCUCCUAAGUAUGUAUUCAAAAUUGCAAGAUAACUAUGAAAAUAGAGUAAUAGCAGAAAGCCAAUAAAGUUGAUAUAUACAACUUCC
Pongo pygmaeus (Bornean orangutan) is the source of this 6132-nucleotide messenger RNA. It is a transcript of the gene ESYT3, whose product is annotated as extended synaptotagmin 3. Gene Ontology annotation, cellular component: endoplasmic reticulum membrane. Lineage: Eukaryota; Metazoa; Chordata; Mammalia; Primates; Hominidae. The transcript has 23 exons. Gene Ontology annotation, biological process: lipid transport. Gene Ontology annotation, molecular function: phosphatidylcholine binding; phosphatidylethanolamine binding; phosphatidylinositol binding. The record is from RefSeq and is a predicted model, not a curated record. Bases 193 to 2922 code for a protein of 909 amino acids.